Messenger RNA from Phalaenopsis equestris, 524 nucleotides. Its product is annotated as glucan endo-1,3-beta-glucosidase 1. The transcript has 3 exons. Bases 46 to 405 code for a protein of 119 amino acids. The record is from RefSeq and is a predicted model, not a curated record. NCBI's taxonomy places the organism in Eukaryota, Viridiplantae, Streptophyta, Magnoliopsida, Asparagales, Orchidaceae.
UCUUCUCAUUCUAGACUUCUAAAAUCGCUCAAGAGGAAGAAGAAGAUGAGCUACCUUAAACAGAAGAUUGUAUUCUUUAUUCUCUUUAUCAUGCUAGCAUUAUCAAGAUCAGAUGGAGCAUUUCCUGAGCCCCAAUGGUGCAUAGCAGAUGAGCAAACGCCAGAUAAUGUUCUGCAAGAAGCGCUGGACUGGGCUUGUGGGCCGGGAGGUGCAGACUGCAGUUUGAUCCAGCCCAACAAACCUUGCUUUCUUCCCAAUAACAUGAAGAAUCACGCUUCUUAUGCCUUCAACAGCUACUGGCAGAAAUUCAAAAAUAAGGGAGGUUCUUGCUACUUCAAUGGUGCUGCCAUGGUCACAGACCUAGAUCCAAGUCAUGGAGCAUGCCAUAUAGCCGCACUUCCUUGAUCAAAGUUAGACUAGCAUAAAUAAGAUUAAAAGGAAUGUCGAGGUUUGAAGGUUUUUUGAAUAGGAUUUUGAUGAAACUGGAGCUUCUGUUCGUCCUAGUUUCUGUCAUUAUGCUUUAA